GGACCGCUACAGCCGGACUGACUGCCUCCAGCUCCCACCCGCAACCAGGGGCUGCAGGAAUGACGGACAAUAUCCCCCUACAACCUGUGAGGCGACUCAAAAGACACGACAGCAAACACAGAAAUGGCUGCUGUCCAUGGUCAAGAUGCUGUGGUAUGGGGGACCUCCGUCCCCGCACCGUGUGGCUCGGCCACCCAGAAAAAAGGGAGCAGAGGUACCCGAAGAAUGUCAUUAACAACCAGAAGUACAACUUCUUCACCUUCCUUCCUGGGGUGCUGUUCAAUCAGUUCAAGUACUUCUUCAACUUGUACUUUUUGCUGCUGGCCUGCUCGCAGUUUGUUGAGGAGUUGCGUUUGGGUGCCCUGUACACAUACUGGGUCCCUUUGGGUCUUGUUUUGAUUAUCACAAUCAUGAGAGAGGCGAUUGAAGAAAUAAGAUGUUACCUUCGAGACAAAGAGGUGAACUCUCAGAUUUACAGCAAGCUUUCAACACGAGGCACAGUGAAGGUUAAAAGCAGUGGCAUUCAAGUGGGCGACCUUAUAAUUGUGGAAAAGAACCAACGUGUUCCUGCUGACAUGAUCUUUUUAAGAACCUCUGAAAGAAAUGGCUCCUGUUUCCUGCGGACGGACCAGCUGGACGGAGAGACGGACUGGAAACUACGCCUCCCUGUGGCCUGCACCCAGAGGCUGCCGACUGCUGCUGAUCUUCUCCUCAUCAGAUCCUACGUGUAUGCAGAAGAACCAAACAUUGAUAUUCAUAACUUUAUUGGAACUUUCACCAGGGAGGAUGGAGACCCACCUGUUAAUGAAAGUCUCAGCAUUGAGAACACCCUUUGGGCCAGCACCGUUGUUGCUUCUGGCACAGUGGUGGGGGUUGUGAUCUACACAGGCAAGGAGCUGCGCAGUGUCAUGAACACCUCCAACCCAAGACACAAGGUGGGUUUGUUUGACCUGGAGGUGAACUGUCUGACCAAGAUCUUGUUCGGGGCCCUGGUUGUGGUGUCACUGGUCAUGGUGGCCCUCCAGCACUUUGCUGGCCGUUGGUACCUGCAGAUCUUUCGCUUCUUGCUUCUCUUCUCCCACAUUGUGCCCAUAAGUCUGCGUGUUAACCUGGAUAUGGGAAAGAUGGUUUUCAGCUGGAUGAUUAAGAAAGACUCGAAGAUCCCAGGAACGGUGGUGAGGGCCAGCACCAUACCAGAGCAGCUUGGACGCAUCUCCUACCUGCUGACUGAUAAAACAGGUACACUAACCCUGAACGAGAUGGUAUUCAGGCGGCUCCAUCUUGGGACUGUGGCUUACGGGAUGGACUCUAUGGAUGAAGUUCAGAGCCAUGUAUUUAGCGCCUACACACAAGCCACUCAUGACCUUCCAGCCUCCAGGGCUCCAGCAGCCACCAAGGUCAGAAAAACCAUCAGCAGUCGAGUUCACGAGGCUGUGAAAGCCAUUGCCCUUGUGCACAACGUGACACCUGUGUACGAGUCCAAUGGUGUCACGGACCAGGCUGAGGCUGAGCAGCACUACGAAGACACAUGCAGGGUCUACCAGGCGUCCAGUCCAGAUGAGGUGUCGCUGGUGCAGUGGACUGAGAGUGUUGGGCUGACGCUUGUAGGAAGAGAUCAGUCCUCCAUGCAGCUGCGGACCCCUACUGGACAAAUCCUAAACUUUACCAUCCUUCAGAUAUUUCCCUUCACCUACGAGAGCAAGAGGAUGGGCAUCAUUGUGCGAGAUGAUUCAACUGGAGAAAUAACUUUCUACAUGAAGGGUGCUGAUGUGGUGAUGGCAGGCAUCGUCCAGUACAACGACUGGCUGGAGGAGGAGUGUGGAAACAUGGCAAGGGAAGGACUGAGGGUCCUGGUGGUCUCUAAGAAGUCGCUGACUGAGGAACAGUAUCAAGACUUUGAGGCACGAUACGUCCAGGCCAAGCUCAGUGUUCAUGACCGUUCCCUGAAGGUGGCCACUGUGAUCGAGAGCCUAGAGAUGCAGAUGGAGUUGUUGUGCCUGACGGGGGUGGAGGACCAGCUCCAGACUGACGUCAGACCCACCCUGGAGAUCCUCCGCAAUGCAGGCAUCAAGGUCUGGAUGCUGACAGGAGACAAGCUUGAGACUGCCACAUGCACUGCUAAGAAUGCCCAUCUGAUCACUCGCAGCCAGGACGUCCAUAUCUUCAGACCAGUGACAACACGAGGGGAAGCCCACCUGGAGCUUAACGCUUUCAGGAGAAAGCAUGACUGCGCUUUGGUGAUAUCGGGGGACUCACUUGAAGUUUGUCUGAAGUAUUAUGAAUAUGAGUUCAUGGAGCUUGCAUGUCAGUGUCCUGCUGUGGUUUGCUGCCGCUGCACCCCCACACAGAAGGCUCAGAUAGUCCGGCUGCUGCAAGAGCGCACAGGCAAGCUCACCUGCGCUGUGGGGGAUGGAGGAAACGAUGUCAGCAUGAUCCAGGAAGCUGACUGUGGCGUGGGAGUGGAGGGAAAAGCGGUUUUCUCCUCGGUUUUCUACUUUGCUUCAGUCCCGCUCUACCAGGGAUUUCUGAUUAUUGGCUACUCUACAAUCUACACCAUGUUCCCUGUGUUCUCACUGGUAUUGGACAAAGAUGUUAAGUCAGAAGUUGCCAUGUUGUACCCAGAGUUGUAUAAAGAUCUUCUGAAGGGUCGCCCUCUGUCAUUCAAGACAUUUUUGAUAUGGGUCCUUAUAAGUAUAUAUCAAGGGAGUAUCAUCAUGUAUGGAGCUCUGCUGCUCUUUGAGUCCGAGUUCGUCCACAUUGUUGCCAUUUCCUUCACCUCCCUCAUCCUGACAGAGCUGCUGAUGGUGGCGCUGACCAUUCAGACGUGGCACUGGCUCAUGAUCGUCGGCGAGCUCCUGAGCUUGGCGUGUUACAUCGCCUCGCUCGUUUUCUUGCAUGAAUUCAUAGACAUAUACUUCAUCACCACCGUACCGUUCCUGUGGAAGGUAACCACCAUCACCCUGGUGAGCUGUUUGCCCCUUUACAUCCUCAAGUACCUGCGGCGACGCUUCUCUCCACCCAGUUACUCCAAGCUGACCACCUAAAAACCUGGAUCAGACCUCUGGCUUUGGACAACGGAAAGAUCCCCCCAUGACUGCCGACUGUGGAGAUCCAGACAGACUGAUCUAUUUUCAUUUGUUCAAAAAGCUCUUUGCAGGGACGGGUUGUUUACUGAGAGAGGGGGGAGUUCGUGUCUGUGGAAAAAGCAGUGACGAUCACUGUGUUUGAUUCAAGGUCUGGUUCAUGAUAUCUGUGUGUGGAGCACCUGCAGUGAGUCGUGGCUUGGAUUAAAAUGACCAGAUUGAACUGGUUUUAUGAAACAUUUAUAGUUAUUGAUCCUCUCUGCAUUAAAAACCUAAAACACAAACAGAAAUGUGAAGAUGUAUAUAUCAUGCAGCUGUU
This is a messenger RNA of Nematolebias whitei (Rio pearlfish), 3402 nucleotides long. RefSeq names its product probable phospholipid-transporting ATPase IIA. Gene Ontology annotation, cellular component: trans-Golgi network; plasma membrane; endosome. The transcript has 27 exons. The record is from RefSeq and is a predicted model, not a curated record. Bases 60 to 3044 code for a protein of 994 amino acids. Lineage: Eukaryota; Metazoa; Chordata; Actinopteri; Cyprinodontiformes; Rivulidae. Gene Ontology annotation, molecular function: magnesium ion binding; ATP hydrolysis activity; ATPase-coupled intramembrane lipid carrier activity. Gene Ontology annotation, biological process: phospholipid translocation; retrograde vesicle-mediated transport, Golgi to endoplasmic reticulum; endocytosis.